Molecule: messenger RNA, 1554 nt
Organism: Girardinichthys multiradiatus
Lineage: Eukaryota; Metazoa; Chordata; Actinopteri; Cyprinodontiformes; Goodeidae
Gene: sdhaf4
Product: succinate dehydrogenase complex assembly factor 4
Exons: 3
Coding region: 85-405 (106 amino acids)
Biological process (GO): mitochondrial respiratory chain complex II assembly
Cellular component (GO): mitochondrion
Source: RefSeq, a predicted model, not a curated record
AAAGGGGCGUUAUUGUUGUGUAAGAAUCGCAGAGCAACCUCAGAAGAAGACACGGUGUGUUUUUGUUCUGCAUUAUUGUCAAACAUGUCUUUUCUGCGGUUUUGUGUGUCAGCUAGCAGACGGGUCGUGUCUCGGACCGCAGCUGUGGACUCGGUGUUUCCAGGCUCUGCAAGGUCAGCCAGCGGAGCCCUCAAGGACCAGGAGCCGCCGAGGAGGGCCAAAACCCCGCAGGGCCGCUUCGAUGCUCCGGAGAAGAACACCGAUGUUCUAGAAAGUGAGAACGUCUUAUUACUGAAGUUUCCAGAUGACGUAAACCCUGAAACCAAAGAGAAAGGUGGUCCUCGGGGUCCAGAGCCCACCAGAUAUGGAGACUGGGAGAGGAAGGGCCGCUGCGUGGACUUCUAGUGAAGUCUCACCGUUUCCUGCCUGCAGUGUGAACACGUGCACUACUGUCAGAGGCAGCAAGAUGCUGCUAUGAGACUGAGACAAAGAGACCGUGUUUAGUUUUGUAAAUAUCUCCAGUCUGAACAAAAUGGUGUCCCACAUAGGAAACUAAAGGAUGUUUUUGUCUAAUUCCAACCUGCUACAAGUGUUUGUUCUGACUCUUUGGCUCAUGUUGUUUUGCAUUAACAGCGACGGUACACGGGAUAAACCCUGGUUAGAAGAAAGUAUUCACAAGUUUCCACAACGCAACAGUUCAGGGACAAUAUUCAGGUUCUGAGAACUGUCUUGGUCCCAAUGAAGAUUUGUAGCCUUUCAGUCGAGGAGGGCCAUCUUCCCCUAACUACAAUAUAGCUGCUAUUCUUAGAUGUUCUGCAGCUGUAAAACGUAAGGGGGACAGGACCCAAGCAGGAACUGGACAUGUGUUCAUUUACAUAAACCUAGACUGUGUGGAAAAGCACCAAUAAAAGCUGGUCUGGUGAUUUGAAAUGAGAUUAAAGACUAUUAAAAUGUGAGCCCUUGUUAAAACCAGAAAAUGAAAUCAUUGGCUGUUCUGACGUUGGUUUCUCCAUAUGCUGUACAGAUGAAGGUUUGGCUCUUACAACCCAUAGGUCCAGUUUACCCUCUAUACAGGUAACCACCAAGAACUUGUUCAGAAAUCUUUCCAAACCAGGUCUGGAAGUGCAACUGGUCUGAAAAUCCCUUAAUUCUGUGUUAAUCCCAUGUCACUAUGAUUUACUGAGACCAAGUUGAUGGAAAUGUUCAAAAUCUGAAGUGGCUGUGAUGGAUUUUUCUGUUCAUGCAAACAAUUUGCCACAUUUCAGGAGGAAAUUGGGGAGAAGUAUGGAGCCAUUUUGCUCCAGGGUUUUUUUCUUUUCUUGGGUGUGAUGCUAAAAAGCAGGCAUGACAAAGGACUACAAAAUAAAAUGGUGCAUGACAGCAGUAUUCAGGGUUAUUACACUGCGUUGGUCCGAUGUGGUCCAACUCAAAGAUGAAUUAACAUUAAUGGUGUUCUGAUCCAGGAGAGAGUGAGUCCUAAUGUUCAGUAACAUCACUCCGUCCUGUCAGCACUGUAAGGAUGUCCACAUGAAUAAAACUUAGGUUGGUAUCAGG